Messenger RNA from Heterotrigona itama, 7597 nucleotides. Lineage: Eukaryota; Metazoa; Arthropoda; Insecta; Hymenoptera; Apidae. The record is from the annotation of a GenBank genome assembly.
AAAGAAGGUAAUGAACCAAAUUACGAAAUUAAGAUAAAACUGAUAUGAUACAUUUGAAAAAAAAAGUAGUUUAUGUAUGUAUUUAGUAUGUAGUUUAUAACUGUUCAUAUCAGUCUGUUUUAGUAAAACUUUAUUAAAAUACAUUUGCAAAAGGAUUUUUUAUUUUUAUAAGUUCUAACAAUUUAUUUUAAUAUUAAAGCAUAAAAAUAGACAGGCAUACUAGUACGAACAGUUAGUUCUAUAUUUCAUAAUUUUUUAAAUAAUAUAAGAAUUUUAUUUAAUAAUUUCAUAUAAUUUGUUUUCCAAUCAAAAUACAUUAAAAAAAGUGUUUGCUAUUACAUUUUAUUUUAAUAACAAUCUGUUAUUAUUUAUAUAUAAAUUUAGAAAAUUCUUAAAAUAAAACUUCUAUUUUUUAUGUAGAUCAUUUGUGCCAUGAGCAGUUAUUUUAUUAGAAUUUUUAUUUUCAUAAAAGUAUAAAAAAAUUAUAAACUAAUAAAAGUGUACUUGAUAAUAAUGUAAUAGACACCUAAAAUUUGCAGUAAUUAUAGAAAUAUGAUACAAAUACAAUUAAUGGAGAAAUCUGGAAUAUUUAUAGUUCUAAAUAUUUUGAAUGAAUACAUACUAUGUAUAUCUUUUGAAAUAAUUAUUCUAGUGAUUAUUCAAAAAAAUAAUAAUGGAAAACAUGUCUAUUUACUCAAUUACAUUGUUCUAAUAAAAAAAUGUAGAAAUUUUUGAAUGAAAUAUUUCAUGAAUUUCUUAGUGAUAAAAUCGAGAUAGCUGCUGAUUAUCUGUAAUUUUUCAUAUUUGAUGUUUUAUUUCUUUCUAAAUAAUUAUCUACGUAUAAAUGUUUACAUGUUGAUCAUAUCUUUGAAAAAAAGAAAGAAGUUUUUGAAUAACACUUCAAACCAAAUAUCCUGGAUUUAUAUGACAUUGAAUAAAUCAUACCAAUACAGUUAACAUUUGAAGUGUUAAGAACUAAUAUGAUUCCAAACUGUUUGCAUAAAAAUAUUUUAACUGUUUUAAUUCAAUUUGACUUUGAAUUGAUUUUAAAAUUUAGUAAAACAGUUUCUCUAAUAAUUAUUUUUCUUUAGCCAUAUAUAGUUCAUUAAAUUACCUUUGGUGUUUGAGCUUUUACUUUUCCAGCGCGAGCUAAAGACCCGUGGACCUUACCUUAAAAAUUAAGAUGAUGUUAAUAUUAAAAUAAUUUUAUAUUUAUAACAUGAAAUAUUAAUAAAUUAAAAAAAUUUUUUUUAAUUGUGAGAACUUACCACCAGGAAGAGAAACUGUUAAUUCUAAAACAUUUGAUGUAAGAUCUCCAACUAAAGUAUCAUUUUGUAAUAAAAGGCCAGAACAAUAUAAGUUAAAUUCUUGCUUAUCGUAGCAAAAAUGUGGACACAGAAAAAUUCACACCUUCUUACAAUGACUUACAGCGUGAUAAUGGUGGAAAAGACUUCUGUGUGAAGUUGUCUCAAGUGGAAUUAUUCUAUGCUGCUAGAAAUAAGGACAUUAUUGUCUGUUUAGGCAAAAGUUACGAACAAACUUUCAUUGUUAUAAAAUUGAUUCAAGAAUUUGCUACAAAUAACAGACGAUCAUUAAGUAAAGGAGGGAAACGAUCAUUGUUUAUAUUAGCAGACGAAGAAAAAUGUACAAUUAAAGCUAGUUAUAUACAACAACUGACAGAUUUAAAAAUAUUAUUAUGUAACGAUUGUUUACUUACAGAAUUUACAGAAAAAUUCGAAACUUCUCAUGUACUAAUUACAACUUCUAAAAUAUGUGCACAAUUAUUAAUAGAUAAAAAGAUUUUACCACAUCAAAUAAAUCUAGUCAUAGUUGAUGAGUGCCAUAAAUCUAUAGACAAUAAUGAGCUAAAAGUUAUUUUGCAAACUUUCUUGGCAUGUAACAAUGUUCCUAGAAUCAUUGGAUUAGCUGUACCAUUGUUUAAUUUAACCCAAGAGCCUGGAAGAUUGGGAUUUGAAAUAGAAAAAAUAAAAGAUACAUUUCAAUGUGAAGUUGAAACAGCUAGUGAUAUAUUAUCUAUAUUACGGUACAGCCCUAAACCUAAAGAAUAUGUAGUAGAAUAUCCCACAAGUGAGGAAGGAGAAUUACAUAUUACUAUUAAAAAUUAUAUAUUACAUGCUAUGGAGUUUUUACGUGAUCAUCGUCAUGAUCCAACUGAAAUUUAUAAUGAGGAAUUCUAUGAAGACAUUCAAAAAAUACCAGACCCUAUAGAUAAACCUUUUGAGAUGAUGCAAGAUUUUUUAUAUAUAUUAGAAACUCUUGGACCAUGGUGUGCAGAUCGUGCUGCAUUAGCUCUUUUAAUUUUAACAGAAAAAUUAAAAAUAAAAACACCUUAUGAAAGACAUUACUUAUUAUUAAAUAUGGUAGCAUCUGUUUUCACAAAAAUACGAGCUUUAUGUGAUAAUGCAUUUGAAGUUUUAUCUGAGAAAGAAAGAAUAUAUAAAUAUGCUACGCCGAAGGUUCAUCGAUUAUUGCAAAUUUUGAAAACAUAUACACCAUAUUAUACUAAGGAUAUCAAUAGCACUGAUAAUAAACUAAAUAAUGAAAAUAUUUCUCAAAAAUCAGUAAAUAACAGAGAAAGUUCUACUAAAGAUAAAUUUGUUCAAUCUAAAAAAUUAGAUUAUAAUUGGAAAAGUAAUGAAGAAAAUUGUAGAAAACCACCUAGAGCACAACGACACAUGCGUGGUAUUACUGAUCCUGAUUUACUUUGUGGAGUAAUUUUUGUAGAUAAAGCAUUUGUAGCAAAAGUAUUAUUUUAUUUAUUAAAUGAAAUAUCUAUGCACGAUGAAGACUUACAUUUUUUGUCACCUCUUUAUACAAUUGAAAGAAAUGUAGAUGAUAUCAGUUAUUCAAAAGAUUUAGAAAUAGAGCAUAGAAAACAAGAAGAAGUUUUGAAAAGAUUUAGAAUACAUGAAUGUAAUUUAUUAAUUUCGACUUCAAUAUUAGAAGAAGGUAUAGACAUCCCAAAAUGCAAUUUUGUAAUGAGGUAUGACUUUCCAAAAACUUAUCAGUCUUAUGUACAAUGUAAAAGCCGUGCAAGAGCCGCAGAUGCAUUAUAUGUAUUACUGGUACCACAAGAUAUGUCAAAGGAGUAUAUAUGGCAACUAGCCCAAUACCAUUACAUAGAAAAGACUUUGUUAAUAAAAUGUUCUAAUAACGAACCGUCUGAAGAAGAAGAAAACGAAGCAGAUAUGUAUGCUGCUAUGAUACCACAUUAUAAACCGCUUGAUGGAGAUGAUGCACCUAAAGUUACUUUUAAUUCUGCUAUAUCGUUAGUAAACAGAUAUUGUGCAAAAUUACCUAGUGAUACUUUUACAAGAUUAACUCCAGAAUGGUCUAUUCAAGAAAUGAAUGUUGAUAGUACACUUAUGUAUAUAUGUUCUUUACGACUUCCUAUAAAUUCUCCAGUAAAAUAUGUAGUAUCUUCAUGUCCUAUGCCUAAUAGAGCCAUGGCAAGACGAAUGGCUGCUUUACAAUUGUGUAUUGAUUUACAUAGAAAAAAUGAAAUAGAUGAUAAUUUGUUACCUAUCGGGAAAGAAAAUUUUAAAGCUAAACCAGAAGAUGCAGAAGUACCUGCUCUACCAGAUGAAAGUAAAGUGGAUUUUUCUGAAGCUCGGCCAGGAACAACUAAACGAAGACAAUACUAUUAUAAAAAGACAGCUGAAGCAUUGACAGAUUGUAGGCCAAUAAUUGGAGUUCCUUCUUAUUUAUAUCAUAUUAAUCUAGUUUUGAGUUGUCCCUUACCUGAAGAACAAAAUACAAGAGGUCGACGUAUAUAUCCUCCUGAGGAGUCAGCACUUGGUUUUGGUAUAAUAACAUUAAAAGAAAUUCCCAAGUUAUGUCCAUUUCCUAUUUAUACUAGGUCUGGAGAAGUUCAUGUAAAAUUAAAACUUAGUAAACAGACUAUAAUUUUAAAUGAAACGCAAAUAGAGAAAAUUGCUACUUUUCUUAAUUAUACUUUUACAAAUGUAUUAAGAUUGCAACAAUAUUUAAUGCUUUUUGAUCCUAAUGCUUCAGAGAAUUCAUACAUGAUAGUACCUGUAAAAUUAGAUGGAGAAUUUGAUGUCACUGUAGAUUGGUACUUCUUAGAAUGUAUAUAUGCAAAUCGAAAUGCAGGGCCAACUAAAAUCCCUGAAGAAGACAGAAAAGAUUUCAAGUUUGAUGCAUCCAAAUAUCAUGAUGCAGUAAUCAUGCCUUGGUAUAGAAGUCAAGAUCAACCUCAGUACUUUUAUGUUGCUGAAAUUUGUACAAAUUUAAAUCCGAAAUCUUCUUUUCCCGGUGAUGAUUAUAGCACUUUCGAAGAAUAUUAUCUUAAAAAGUAUGGUAUACAGAUACAAAAUUUAGAUCAGCCUUUACUAGACGUGGAUCACACAUCAGCUAGAUUAAACUUUUUAACACCAAGAUAUGUUAAUCGAAAAGGUGUUGCUUUACCAACAAGUAGUGAAGAAACAAAACGGGCAAAACGGGAAAAUUUGGAGCAAAAGCAAAUUCUUGUUGCUGAAUUAUGUGCAAUUCACCCUUUUCCAGCUUCACUUUGGAGACAAGCAGUUUGUUUACCUUGUAUUUUAUAUAGAAUCAAUGCUUUAUUACUUGCUAAUCAAAUACGAUGCCAAGUUGCACAAAUGAUAAAUUUAGGACAGCAAAAUUUAAGUUAUGAUUUUGAAUGGCCAGCAUUAGAUUUUGGAUGGAGUUUAGCAGAGGUUUUAAAGAAGUCUAAAGAAUCUGAGAAAGCAAAAUUAGGCAAGAAUGAAACCAUCCAAAAAAAUUCUGCAAAUGAUAAUAAUUGUCAGAAUAUAUCCAAAAGUAUAAUUGACAAUUUACAUAAAUCGGAUAAGGAAGAUUUAAAUGAAAAUGAUUACGAAUUUCAAUCAAAAAGUGAUAAAAUAAUCGAAACGGAACAAAUAUCGAACGAUGAAAAUGAAUUAGAAAUCGGCACUUGGUCGAGUGAUAUGGCAAUGAAUUCCCUAGAUUUUGAAGCAAAUAAUUUAAAGUCAUUUCCUUUGAAUGUAACCGUUUUGCCAAGUGACAUUAACUGGAGUGAUAUUCGAUAUGGAUCUCCCGCAUGUGAAUCAGAUUUUGACGGUUAUGAAUCGGAUGAUAUUUACAGCGAUGGAUUUGUCGAUAGUUCUGAUGAAAGUGAAGAUGAAAACAGAGGGUUACGAAUUUCUUAUAUGGGCGAGAACGUUGCAGAAGCUGUAGAAGACGAAAAACAAAUAUCUAAACAAGAAAUCAAUAAAAAAAUCUUGGAUUUGUUAGAAACUGAAAAAACUUUGGACGAUGCUUUAUGGUCGUAUGCGGAAGAGGAAGAGAGCUCUUUAAUCGCAAAGCACAGAGAAGCUCACUACGAAUUUGCCAAAGUAAAAGAAUAUGAGAUAGUGCAAAGUGGAUCUUUCAUACCCUGUGAUAGCGAAAUUAUAAUUAAAAGAAAAGCUUCGUGUAGCUUACAGUUUGAAGAGAAUUUGCCAAAUUACGAGCAUAAAGCGUACGUAAAAACUAUAGUCGAGAAAUUCACUAAAGAAAUAUUAAAUAAUAAUAACGGUGUACAGUCAAUUAAAAAGGAUUCUAAUAUAUCAAAAUUUACAUAUCACGCAGAUAGUAAUCUUUUUAGUUUUGACUUUCAACCAGAAUUGGAAAAUCAUCCGGGCCCAAGUCCCAGCUUAAUUUUACAAGCUUUGACUAUGUCAAACGCAAACGAUGGUAUUAAUUUAGAACGUUUAGAAACUAUUGGUGAUUCUUUUUUAAAAUAUGCAAUAACUACUUAUUUAUAUUGUACAUAUGAUAACAUACACGAGGGCAAGCUUAGUCAUUUAAGAUCCAAACAGGUCAGUAACUUAAAUUUAUACAGACUAGGAAGACAAAAAAUGUUAGGUGAGAGUAUGAUAGCAACAAAAUUCGAACCGCAUGAUAAUUGGUUACCUCCUUGUUAUUAUGUACCAAAAGAACUUGAACAAGCAUUAAUCGAAUCUGGUGUACCUUCUACAUUAUGGAAUCAAGCUGACAUUCCAGCUUUACAAGCUGUAAAUCCUUCUGAGAUAACUCAAUUGGUUAGAGAAACGGAACAAAAAUUGGGUGUCAUGAAAAACGAGCUUGAUCGGAAUGAGACAUCACUUUCAAAUAAUUUAGAUAACAUGCGUUGCUUUAUACCGUACAAUUUAAUUACGCAACAUAGCAUUCCUGAUAAGAGUAUUGCGGAUUGUGUGGAAGCAUUAAUUGGAGCUUAUUUAAUUGCUUGUGGAUCUAGAGGCGCAUUACUUUUUAUGACUUGGUUAGGCAUUCACGUGUUACCUACGGAAGAAAUUACCAUUGUACAAGAAUUAGAGCCCAAAGAAAGAAUUCCAGGUAGCACUCCUUAUAUAAAAGGAAGUAAUGAAAAGGGGCAAACAACAUGGACACAGAUUCAUUACGGAAAAUUAGAAGAGCCGCAAAAUCCCUUACUUCGAUAUAUUUCUGAUCCAGAACAAGAAUUGAAAAUGAUGCUCGAUGGUUAUGAGGAGUUAGAAAGAAGUAUAGGAUAUAAGUUUCACGACAUUAGUUAUUUACUACAAGCAUUUACUCAUGCAUCAUAUCAACCUAAUAGAUUGACAGAUUGUUACCAACGGUUAGAAUUUCUUGGAGAUGCUGUUUUAGGUAAUUAUUUAAUAACAAGACAUUUGUACGAAGAUGCUCGACAACAUUCUCCAGGUGCUUUAACAGAUUUACGAUCUGCUUUAGUUAAUAAUACUAUAUUUGCUUCUUUAGCUGUAAGAUGUGGAUUUCAUAAAUAUUUUCGACAUCUUUCUCCUGGUCUAAGUAUUGUUAUAAAUCGUUUUGUUAGGAUUCAAGAAGAAAAUGGACAUUCCAUUAGCGAAGAAUAUUAUUUAAUUGGAGAAGAAGAAUGCGAAGAAGCUGAAGAUGUAGAAGUACCAAAAGCUCUAGGUGAUGUUUUUGAAUCAUUAGCUGGUGCAAUUUAUUUAGAUAGCGGAAUGUCUUUGGAUGCUGUGUGGAGCGUCUAUUAUGCAAUUAUGAAGAAUGAAAUUGAGCAAUUCAGCACCAAUGUUCCUAAAUCUCCAAUUCGUGAAUUAUUGGAGCUGGAACCUGAAACGGCAAAAUUUGGAAAACCAGAAAAAUUAGCUGAUGGACGAAGAGUCAGAGUUACAGUGGAUGUGUUUGGUAAGGGCUCUUUUAAAGGAAUCGGAAGAAACUAUAGAAUUGCAAAAUGUACUGCAGCGAAAUGUGCUUUAAAGAAACUGAAAAGAAUGCAGAAUUAUUCAAGAGAUAAACUAUGAUAGCAUAUACAAUAUUAGAUUAAAGUGAAAACAUAGAAUAGUAUAAAUUUCUGUAAUAUUGUUAUAUUUCUAUAAUAUUGUAUCCAUAAAUACGUAUGAAUUUGUAAUAUAAACAAAUUUUAUGUAUUUUAGCCUAAAAUAACAUUUCAACAAUAGGACAACAUUUACAAAUUUCAUAUUAUAUAUAACUUAUAAUGAAAUUUAUUAUUGCAUUUAAUGAAAGAAAAUUUUGAGAAAGAAGCAUAAAUAUAUCUUAUACUGUAAAUAUUUAAACAACAACCAUAUAAAAAGUACUUAAACUUUCUUAAAUAUGC